Molecule: messenger RNA, 323 nt
Organism: Ambispora leptoticha
Lineage: Eukaryota; Fungi; Glomeromycota; Glomeromycetes; Archaeosporales; Ambisporaceae
Source: the annotation of a GenBank genome assembly
GGAUUGAUGAUGAUACUCCAUAUGAGAAAUUAGAAGAGAUUGAUAAUGGUGCCCCAUGUGCGAAUUUAGGAUUUUCUGUUGGUGACAAUGCUUCGAAACUUAAUGUUUCAUAUGUAAAAUUGGAAUUUUCUGGGAAGAAAUUAGAAUUUUCUAGGAAGAAAUUAGAAUUGUUAAAGAUUGAUGAUGAUGCCCCUUGUGUGAAAUUAGAAUUUUCUGUUGGUGACAGUGCUUCAAAACUUAAGGUAUUAGAAUUUGAGAAUGACGUUUCAUAUGUAAAAUUGGAAUUUUCUGGGGAUGACAGCCUAGACUACGAGUCUUCAUGA